AGCGAGGUGUGCGCGUUGGAAAAUGAACAUCAGUGAAUGAAAAAGGCGCUCUGGAAGUCACUCAUUGCCCGCAGAAACGGUGCCGGUUAUGUAACUCGAUUUCAUGCGUAAGUCAAAAAAGCUCUCGGUGCGUCUCGUUGCUGGAGAUUCCUAACAACUUUUCUGUUGAAGUCGGUGUCUCGUGGCGGUCUCUGGUUAGCUGGCUUUCUGAUUGGGCAUAAUUUCGUCCUACUUGACAAUCAACAGCGUUUUUGUGCGAUUGUCCUCGGAGAAAGUCCUCCCCCCACACAUCAGGAUUUCUGAUUGUAAAUAUUCAACAUGUUGAAUAUUUAUGAUUCGCGAUCGAGGCCGCUCCGAUGUUCUUCCGAUCAGGUUCUGUAGUCUGAACAACUAACAUCAUGGAGCAAGAACAGAGUUUUAGUGACAAUUGACAGUAUCUUGAUGAUAAGCUAGUGUUUGGCAUUUUGGUACUGGCAAGCCGUAAGGACAAGCAGCAGGCAUUGGCUGCCAGUCAUCAGUAGAGGGACACCGGCUGCUAGCCAUUGGAGAUUUGUUAGUAGUGGCUAACCACUUGCAUUCGGUGGUUAGCGUGUGGCCUCUAUUAGGACUUCUGUGGGUGUUUUGAGCAUAGAAGACACGAAUGGGACACAACAGCCUUCACAGACGGCCUGAAUGGGAGAAGGAGUGAGCAUGGACAACCUUUCAGAGUUUGGAGGUCUUUGUCCGUCCAGCCAGAGGGAAUGGGACACAAGCAGUUGUGUGGAUGAUUUAAUGGAUGAAGAUGAGAAGGACAGAGCAAAGAGGGCGUCCCGUAAUAAAUCAGAGAAGAAGAGGCGAGACCAGUUCAAUGUUCUUAUUAAAGAACUGUGUACUAUGCUGCAGGGUCAAGGUCACCCUCGCAAGAUGGACAAAUCCACCAUCCUGCAGAAAACCAUUGACUUCCUGCAGAAACAGAAAGACAUCACAGCUCAAACGGAAUCCUGUGAGAUCCGGCAGGACUGGAAGCCCUCUUUCCUGAGCAAUGAGGAAUUCACCCAGUUAAUGCUGGAGGCAUUGGAUGGAUUCCUGAUAGCUCUAACUACAGAUGGGAACAUCAUAUAUGUUUCUGAUAGUGUCUCCUCUCUCAUUGGUCAUCUGCCGUCAGAUAUGGUGGACCAGAACAUUUUGAACUUCCUGCCAGAGCGAGAGCACGGAGAGGUGUAUAAACUUCUGUCAUCACACAUGCUUCUGACAGAGCCUUCUGCCGUCGACCUUAUCAACAGCAGUGAGACGCACAUCGAGUUCAGCUGUCAUUUAGCGAGAGGGAAUGUUGACCCAAAAGAACCGCCAACUUACGAAUAUGUCAAAUUCGUUGGAGAUUUUAAGUUUCAUAACAAUGUGCCUCUGUCCUCUAUAAACGGGUAUGAGCUGGCGUUCCCGCGCACACUUCAGUCCUCACUGGAAGAACAGAUCUGUCUCAUAGCCACGGUGAGACUCGUGACCCCCCAGUUCCUGAAGGACCUGUGUAACGUGGAGGAUGUAUGUGAUGAAUUCACAUCAAGACACAGUCUGGAAUGGAAAUUUCUCUUCUUGGAUCACAGGGCCUCUCCUAUCAUUGGCUACCUGCCCUUUGAGGUUUUGGGGACAUCCGGUUACGAUUACUACCAUGUGGACGACCUGGAGCUCAUUGCUCAGUGUCAUAAACAAUUGAUGCAGUGCGGGAAGGGAAAAUCAUGUUACUAUCGGUUCCUGACUAAAGGACAGCAGUGGAUCUGGCUGCAGACACACUAUUACAUCACAUACCACCAGUGGAACUCCAAACCAGAGUUUAUCGUCUGCACACACAACGUGGUCAGUUAUGCUGAAGUCCGAGCGGAGAGAAGGAGAGAUUUUGGAUUAAAGGAAACCUCAUCUGAUAUGGCGACGUCCUCAAUCAAGGGGCAGGAGGUGUUUUUAGACAUGUGUCCUCCCUUGGAUGCUCCGCGGGACAGAAUCAGCAGCACGCGAUCGGUAUCGUCGCAAAGCUCUAGAAAAUCAUCGCACACGGCACUGUCCGACUCGGCAUCAAACUCCUCGGUGAGGUACACAGAGCCAUGCCCGUCGUCACGGAAAUCUGCCUCCAUCGUUCCAGAGAAGACAUCCAGCAGAAUGCCACACAGCGGAUCAAAGAACCGGAUUAAAAGGCAGAACUCCUCUGAGCCUCUCUCCCCCUCCUGCAGUCAACAUACCACCAUGACACAAGCUUUGUACGGAUUCCAGCAGCCUCAGUUAGGCGUAAUGCAUCAACUGAAGGAACAGCUGGAAGAGAGAACACGCAUCCUACAGGCUGACAUUAAAACCCAGCAGCAAGAGCUGCACGACAUUAAAGAGAAACUACAAAUCGCUAACUUACAGAUGCUACUUCAGCAACCUAUACAGGGAGAGUUUGCUGCUUCAGGUCCGCAGCAACAGGGUCCAGGCAGGCCGGCCCAACAUGGCACACACCCCAAACCUCAACACUGUGUCUCACAUUCACCUCACACACUGCUCAGAGAACAGCCGAGUAGCUCAUCUGCUCAGGUGCAGCCAAGACUGGUGCAGAGUGGACAGAUGCAGGCUGUCAAUGUUCCAAUGCAGACACAAGCGAGUCUGACCACACCCUUCUGCAGCAAUCCAAUGAUAUUCUCUCCAAAUCACGGACACAGAACCCAACACGACACCCAUUGCCAAAGACAAACACACACCGAGUACAGCCAGGAUGCACAGCUACGGAUGCUGCUGAACCAGCCAAUGCAGACGCUUGUACCAGACAGCAGUGGGGGAGCAUCUUCCCAAUGCAGUUCAGCUGUUCUACAAACCAAAUAUCCUCUGGACCAGCAGAUGAUGGCUCCACCCUUCCCUGUGCAACAGAUGAAUUGCAACGCUGUACUUGUCCCCUCCCCUGUCUUCACCUCACCAAUCAUGAUCCCCCAUAAUAGUUUCAUCACCCACCAGGCCACGCCCACCUACACGCCUCACCCGUCAGCUACGCCGCACAGCUUACCACUACAGCAGCCUCAGCAGUUCUUUCAGAUGCAGCCUCAGGGUCUGAUUCACAGUGCUCCCACACAGGCCUUAUUCCAUACCCCAAAUGUUCCACAGCAAAGCACCGUGGGAUACCUACAGCCACAACAACAACAACAACAGCAGCAGCACCAUCAUACCCAGUCCGGCAACCUGUCGGACUACAGAAACAUGCUCCCGCGGUAGCCCCGCUCCCAGGGAGAAGCCAAGAGUUUGCCAAGAAAGCAUGCUGAGCAAUUAGCUCUGUGGCAUGAGUGAAAGGAAUGAUGGGAAGGGACUCUCGGCUCAGGCUCCCUCCAGAGCCAAAUCGAGAAAGCCAAAGUCCCUCAAAGUCCCCAUGAUAGCACAUGAUGGCAUCCCAAGGCUCUGCCCUGCCCAGACUGCCCAGAGAUGCUGGGAUGUGUAGGAGGAGCCCGAGGGGGCGUGACCCAUCUGUUAUUCAUGGAGGCAGGGGUCGCAAAGAAGCUCGGAGCGGUCUAGCAGAUGCUCUUAUUGACGAUAUUAAGAACUGGAUGCGAAGUGGAUUGGAAAGAUGCUAAGGCUUGAGCUGCAGUUAUAUUUGUUCCUAUGGAGGUUUUUUGGCACUUGUUACAGCUAGUUUGUGUUAUCUGGAAUUUUCAACAGACACAAGAGAGACAAAAUUAACCAAUCAAGAAAUACCUUGACAGUUAAACAUACAUUGGGUGAUAGAACAGCUGUGAGUGAUGUCACAUUUUGUCAUCACAUACUGUACAAAAAUGAGUAACUACACGAGUUAAGUGAGAAUCUGCCCCCCCAAAAAACAGAAUAGUCAAAAACUGCAUUACGCAGGGCUCAUCUGCACAGAUCAUAUCCUACAAAUCCUUUUCUGCUGAGUUUUGUGUAUGCGCGGUUGUUUUGGAGGGGAGGAGCUAGUCACAGCAAAGAUCCAGACAUUCUAAUUACAGUAAGACAUUUGGCAGCCUGUUACCACGUGCAGAACAGGGUCAAACCUCUCUUGUACUUUAGCUCUAUGGCCAGACAGACGUAAUGUUAACAUUACCAUAUAGAAACUUGAAUAACGUUAAAAUAUUUAAGAACAAUUUUAGGGUCAACAAUAAACUUUUCUACCUUUGUUCCUAGAUCUACUGUACAUAUUGUUCCUCCGCAUGAGUUAUGAAAGCUCAUUAAGAACAGACAUACAUUGCAAAUCUCAUUUUUACAUAACUUGUUUUUCAGGUAAAGCGUGUUGACUCUCUACACAAAAGGUUCUCAUUUGUACUUUUGAGAUGUUUCAGACAUUUGUGACCCAGAUGGUCCACAUGUUCACACAGUGAAACUGUAGUGAUGUUGUCCAUAUCAGCACAGCAAAGUAUGUGUUUGGUAUUUGUUUUGGUAUUUAUUCUUUUUCAAUUGAUAUGUGAAAAUCACAUGUCAGUAUUAUACAUAGAAAAAGCUCGGUUUAAUUUGGGUGUUAUAGCAGACGUGUGAAAUUCUGUGCGUGAGAUUGAAUGAUUUAAGACAAUCUUAAUGUGAUGACUUUAAACAGGGCUGCAGAAUUAAAGUAGUUCAUCUUCAAAAUUAAAAUUCUGUCAUUAUUUACACGCCCUCUUGUCAUUUCAAACCUAUAUGACUUUCUUCUGCAGAACACAAAAGAAGAUAUUUUGAAAAAUGUUGGUAACAUAAAACCGUUGGUCCCCAUCGACUUGCACUGGUUUCCAUACAAUAGAAGUCAAUGGGGACCAACGGUUUUUGGUUACCAACAUUUUUCAGAAUAUCUUUUGUGUUUGGCAGAAGAAAAUCACACGGGUUGGAAAUGACAACAGGGUAAGUAAAUGAUGACAGAGUUUUCAUUUUGAAGGUGAAUUAUUUCUUACAUAUUAAAUAUUUUCACCUACCUGUGUAACUUGGGCUCACAAAUGCAUCUCAAAUAUUAGCGAAAACAUGCACUUAUUGGACCUUCUUCACGAAAUACUACCAGAAUGUUUUGCUUUUGUUUCAUGAAUAAGAACUAUUGUCUCCUUUUCAUUUCAUUUUUAUGUUUUGUUUUGUCACACAAUAGUCAAACAUUUUACCUCUUACAAAAGAGUAGAAGAAAAACAUCCAGAAAUCACAGAACUAUUUUCUUCUUCGUGGGGACUUUAAGCUGUGCUCUCCCCUGUCCUGUCAAACCUUGCACAUGUAAAGACUGGUGCUGAUUAUUUUUGUAAAACUGAGACAAAUCUGUUUAAAGUCUAAAAUCAAGGUUAGUGAAAGCUUACAAUAUGUGCCCUUCUGCAUGCUGUGCAAUGGAAAAAAACCAAGAAUGUUUGUAAUUUAUACUUAUAUAUAAAAUAUUUUUGUUUGUAGGCAGGUAUUUCAUACUAGUAAAAGCCUGUUCAAAUGAAAAAUAUUUUUGUAUGAUACUUAACAUUCCUUUAGUUAUGUACAGCAAAGUUUGAAACUCCCGGACGCUCUCAGGUGCGACAUACGCGGGUGUUUUGCUUGCACAUCUUUAGAAAUUAACAUGUGCUUUUCCCAAGCACCAUAAUUCAGUGGUUUUUACUGAUUAAAUUACCCAAAGGAAGCAUUCCAUCAAUGAUUUUUUUAAUUUAUAACCCUUAUAUUAAAUUUCCCAUUAUUUUAACACUAUAUCUACCUGACCUGCCCAUUUGAAACAUUUCUAAACAUUUUCCAAAGGUUUUUGUAAGGAGUCUGAAUUGUAUAACUGGUCAUCUCAUCACUUUGAUUGCCAAGGUCCAACUAGAAAGAUGUUUGAUGUGUUUUUGUAUCUUUAUACAUUGAAUAUGCUGUAUGUUGCAGCAGUUCUGUGGACAUGGCUUGGUUUUGCAUGAAUCUAAACAGCAACGGUUAUGAGACUGAAAUACACUACAAGACUUUUGCUCAGAUUUUGCCCAGAUUUUCAGUCUGGACUUGUUGCAGAAAGUCUGUGCCAGUCUACAGAUUUGAUCAGUUAGUGUGUUUCUAUCUGAAACUUUCAAAAAGUCUGCAAGUGUAUGAUGUCUAGUUUAAAAAAAAAUCUGUUCAGAUUUUAAGUCUUUUAGUGUAUUCCAGCCAUUAGACGAAUACACGGCUGAGUUAGUAGCACACAGUAUAAUGUGCCAGGGUGUUCGGUACCAGUGCCUCUUGUUUUCUGUCAAAAAUUGCAAAGGCUUAACCGAUCCAAUGUGUUCAGUCAUGUGCCAGCCAUUUUAGAGAAACAUCUGUGUGCAUCUUACCCUGAACAAAACCAGCUGCUUCCUUCCGGUUCCUUAGUUUAACAGCUAUUGUGGUGUUUUCUCAAAUAUUUUGCAAGCCAGACUCAAACAUUUAGUCUCAAAUGCUGCAAGGUUUGAUAGUUUUACUGUGUUGGCUGUGUUGUUUGCACAUAUGGAUGUUUGCAUCUUUGUGUCUUAUAGGGCUGUGAGUGGUGAAGGAAAACUGACCGUCUUCUCUUUUCUCUCCUGUGAAACUUAGCUCUGCUUGUGGAGACUGCACUUUAUUCUCACCCCCCCCCCCCAACUCUUUUCAUUUUGUAGAUUUCACUCUGGCCUGGAAUUCUCCCCCAAAGUGUCUGUUCUAAUGAGCCUUAGGCCUUGUGGGUUUGUGUGACUGUGUGUUGGGAGUAUGAGAAGAGAAAAAAUGGCACCUGGUGUAAACAGCCAUCUCUGCCGAUAUGCUGCAGAAAACACAAGAUGUUGUAAUAUGAUGUAUAAGCAAGAUAUUUAGAAAAUAUAGUUGUUUAUUUUAUAAGAUAUCUAAUAGAAAUACAUUUAUAUAAAUUGUCUGAUCUGAAAGUUAAAAACAGAGAUAUUUUGUAACAGAAUUAUUAUUGAAGUGUCUUGGGGGGAGGUAAAGGCUUUCUGUUUUUCAGUUCAGCUAGUUGGUUUUGCACAGUUGUUGUAUGGCUUGUUUACCCCUUUUUUCUUUCGUGUACAUAAACCAUCACAACAAGCUUUAACAUAUUGUUAAUUAUUGUUUUAGUAAAAUUAUUAAUAAAAUGUUUACAUU
Molecule: messenger RNA, 6969 nt
Organism: Triplophysa rosa
Lineage: Eukaryota; Metazoa; Chordata; Actinopteri; Cypriniformes; Nemacheilidae
Gene: npas2
Product: neuronal PAS domain protein 2
Exons: 23
Coding region: 673-3207 (844 amino acids)
Biological process (GO): regulation of transcription by RNA polymerase II; circadian regulation of gene expression
Cellular component (GO): nucleus; CLOCK-BMAL transcription complex; cytoplasm
Molecular function (GO): DNA-binding transcription factor activity, RNA polymerase II-specific; RNA polymerase II cis-regulatory region sequence-specific DNA binding; protein dimerization activity
Source: RefSeq, a predicted model, not a curated record